CAAAAGCAUGAAAGAAUAUGCAGGAAACUCCAAGGCAAGACCAGAAAGGUGUUCAACUCAGGGAAGCAGAGAGCUAGGGACAGUGAUGUGCCAAUGGACAAAAUCAUCAAGUCUAAACCAGUUGAAAAAAAAAAGACAAACCCAAUUAAAAUGACAAACUGGAGGGAGAAACAUCUGGAUUUCAUCAACUCAAUACGUUCUGCCCGACAGGUAGACCGUGCUUUGAAGACAGGUGGACCACUGCCACCCCCUCCACCACCCUCAAUAAAUCCAGAUUAUAUUCAGUGCCCGCAUUGCAGCCGUAGAUUCAAUCAGAAAGCUGGCGAAAGACACAUUCCCUUCUGCGCCACAAGAUCCAAAACAUAUGGCAGCCCUGUUAAACCGCUCAACAAAAGUGCCGGUGCUGAUGUUGGUUAUAGCUCUACAGGAAUACGAAAAUCUUAUGACAGCAGUGUUGUGCGUAGAAAGCCAAAUGUUGGCUCAUCCAAUUAUGGACUUAAUUAUGAAGACCAACAUUUCGCAGCAAUGCAGGAAAGAAGUCGAACAAAUAUUGGAUUUCGUGACAAUACUUUUAAUAAUAAGCCAACAAAUCGUUACAAUCCACCCGUUAAUCAGCGAUUUGGACAAGGAAAUAGAAGAGCCAAAAGUGCUAAAUUCAACCAGCGUGUCAGGUUUGCUGAUAAUGCUGAUGCUGAUGAUAAUAAUAACAGAAAUAGCUUUAAAGCACCAGUACAUGGUCACAGUUACCCUUCGCAUGGACCUCCGGCCUAUUCGGCCAUAGGUAGUGGUGAUGAUAGAAGUAGGUAUGGUAGCCAAGGCUCUUACCGUACCACGAAAGCAAGUCAGCUUCGUAGCAUGAGUAGAAAUGGACAGAAUCGUCUCGGCGAUGCAAGUACAGUGGAUGGUCAGAAUCCAAGCUAUGAAACAACAACCUCUUUAGAUCUGAAUGGCGGUAGAAAUGGUGCCAUGACAUCCACCAGUCCAAGAGGACGAAGUCCUAGAAGUAAAUCAAAUCCUAAACUACUACAACCACAAAUGCCAAAUGGAAUCUCCCUCUCCCCUCGUCCGCCAACAUCCCCAAGAGGACAACAUUCUGGAGGUCAUGAGGUCCCCGGGUCAUACUCUAGCCCAAGUACACUGGCAUCAGUCGAUGGGUCAACAGGGACGCCGGCUCCAUUCUGCUACAGCUGUGGCACCAUGUAUCCUAUGAUGGAUGCAAGGUUUUGCUGUGGGUGUGGUCAAAAGAGAGCAUAUUUGACACCAAUUUAGAGCAAUGGGUUUGGACACUUACCAAUGAGCCAUCUUGUAGUUUCAAGCGUACAUGGCUGUCGAAUGUCAUCAAUAAAGGGUAGGAACCCUCAUGUUUUUCGAAAGUUCAAACUACAUGCUCACUAUUCUCAAAUCGGCCAUGCUUACAUACCCAGCUGGUUUACAUUACUUUUGGUCAGUUUGGUCAGAUAUAUUAUUAGUUUGACCAAAUAAAGUCCAAUCCAAACAUGGCUUUUAACUACAAUUCGCCCUCGAAUUCGAGACCAUAUUGGGACCAGGAAAUUUGGGGUGGACUAAGAGGUUUGGUCUCCACUUUAAGGUUUAGCCUUGUUUUAAAAGGUUGGCGAUUGUUAUGUGGUUCUUUGAAAAAGUUGUCUCGAAUUAGAAGAGUCUCAAAUUGGAGGGUGUACUGUAUAAAAUUCUGAAAUGCAAACAAGAAUGCUGUAUUAUUGGAUUGGAUUAAAAGUGUAAAGCUGAUUAUAUUUGGUGACUAAAAGAUGGCUUUAUAGCAGAAUGCCUAUGUGAACUUAUAUAAUUUUAAAUCUUUCAUUCUGUCACAUAAAUGAAAUACACUUAUAUUCAUGUUUUAUGUAUUCCACCCACACAUAUAGCAUCUUCAAACCUAGUGUUAAAAAAAUUUACAUUCACGAUAAAAGGGACCGACACAACACAUAUUAUGUGUGCAAUACUCAGAUCAGCUAAUGCAAUUGAUUAAACAAUACAAUUCAGUAUUUGAAUUUCCUACUUUGUACAGUACAAGUUUAUAGAUGUCAAUUGAAAGAAUGAACAAAAAAAAACAAACUAGUUUUCUCGCUAAUUAACAUUAUGCUUAAAACCCGUAAAUUGACUGGUAUUCAUUUUUUAAAGAAUACUUUUAGUAAAAAAUUUGUGAAUUAGUGGAAAUAUAAUUUGUUUCAGUAUGUUUGUCUAUUUGAUAGUUCAUUACAGUUCACCUUCCAAUUCUCGACCACCUUGGAGACCAACAAUAAUGUGGGGUCGUCUCCAGGUUUGGUCUCCAAUUAGAGGGUUAGCUUCAUGUUUAAAGAUUGUUAUUUGGCUCUUUAAAAAAAAAAGUGGCCUCGAAUUAGAGGGGUCUCGAAUUGGACAGUGCGCUGUAUCACAGACCUUUAUGUAUAUAGGGUCAGUGGCUGCAUUUAUCAUUAAGUGAGCAAUAGAUUGUUUUAAUUUAAUCUUUAUUACAUAAUCUACACUUUGUUAUACUUAAGUGUACUAGUGUCUGAGCGUGAAUAGCUGUGUUUACAGUAUGAAUCCGACGAGGAGAAUUUUGGUCAGUACUGUAUGUUAACUUGACUUUGAUACUCGAGUCAAAGCUAAGCAGUUUGGACAAUUUAUAUUUCUAAAUUUAUACUUAACAAGAAAUUUGUAUUUGGACAAUUAAAAUUACUUAGGACAUAACGACUCUACAAUUCACAUCUACUAUCCCAGACCUAAGCUGUUACAAAUGUGGAGGGUCGAACUACUGUAUAUUCAACAAGAGGUCCCCAUAUUUAUAUGCUUCCUAAAUGCAUUUAUGUAGGUCAACAUGUUUUAACGAUUAUUGUAUAUUUGAAUUUUUUUACCUUGUGAAUAUUUGUUUUUAUAUAUAUAUUUGGUCUCGUCGUAGUUACUCGUGAUAAGUUCUAAGAUGUAAUCGUUUUGACAACAGACUGGUGUACGCUUUCUUGACGACCUCCUUGCGUUUAAAUGUGCUCCCACCAACUCCCCAAAUAUGCGGUCUUAAAAAAAAUCUUAUGGAUGGAUCAAAACAAAAGCUUUACAUGUUCUCACAAAGUACUUUGGAUUGUAUAGUUAGAUCCAGAAUUGGGGCACAAUUCUGUGUGCGACUGUGAAUGCCCCCACUCAUUGUUAAACGCUCCAAAUUAAAAGCCAGAAAUACAGUUAAUUGAGUCAAGUUCACUGCCAGCCCAGCUAAGUUUUUUUUUGUUUUGGUUUUUUUCUUCAAUUAACUCAAUAGCAGUUGUGUUAUUUGGACCUGUAAAUAAAGUUAGACAAUAAAGUCGCGUGCUGCUAUACUACUACUGUAUUGUUAUCAUUUUAACUCAUGAUCUAGCAUUCUGUCCGAUAGGGCUCGGAUUGGUGUGAAAAAAAAAAUAAUGUACAUUUUCGUUUAUAUGCUGUAGGUGCAUUAUCCUUUGCAGGUGUACAUAUUAAGUCAUUAAAUUUAUCUUUUAGUUAUUCUAAGAAAGUGUAUUAUAGAAAGAGGCUGAGUGUGUUUAAAACCACAAUAAGUGCAAUUAUGUAGGAACGACUUAAAUUAUUUGUUUGUACAUCGCAACCUGUUUGAAAUGAAUUUGAAAGGUCAACGUGGCUUGACUGAUUGUAACAGUGAAAUAUAUUUAGAUACUUGGAUUGCCA
Anneissia japonica is the source of this 3645-nucleotide messenger RNA. RefSeq names its product zinc finger C2HC domain-containing protein 1A-like. Lineage: Eukaryota; Metazoa; Echinodermata; Crinoidea; Comatulida; Comatulidae. The record is from RefSeq and is a predicted model, not a curated record.